Pochonia chlamydosporia 170 is the source of this 2043-nucleotide messenger RNA. Its product is annotated as G-patch domain-containing protein. NCBI's taxonomy places the organism in Eukaryota, Fungi, Ascomycota, Sordariomycetes, Hypocreales, Clavicipitaceae. Gene Ontology annotation, cellular component: nucleus. The coding region runs from base 1 to 2043 and encodes 680 amino acids. Gene Ontology annotation, biological process: mRNA splicing, via spliceosome. The record is from RefSeq and is a predicted model, not a curated record. Gene Ontology annotation, molecular function: RNA binding. The transcript has 6 exons.
AUGGCCCAGAUGAUGGGUACAGAAGACGAGAUCGGAGCCCGCGUCAUCGAUCAAGACAUUGGGAUGAUCGAGACCAUUCCUAUGAGAACAUGUAUGAUGAUGGGCGCCGUGAUGAAAGCAGGCACCGGGGACGGGGGAGGUCACGGAGUCCACAUGGCGGACAUUACAGAAGUCGAUCCCGGACUUCGAGAAGGCCUCCUUGCUAACUCAAUGGCUGCCGAAUUUCCGACCAUUGACGUGCGAGUCUCGUCGUCAAGAGGGAACCGACGAGCAUUUGUCCAGUUUGAACAAGUUGAUCAAGCUACUGCCUUUGUCAAAGAGCAUUUCCCAAAAAUCCUUAUUGAGCACCAGCAUUCGACUGAUGACGCACCAGACGGCAAGUUUGAAGCAUAUGUUCACUAUGCCCGCAACCGUGAUGACGGCGACACUCGGCCAGUUCGAACGUCGGACUGGACAUGUCCACAGUGCGACUUUUUGAACUUUUCUACAAGGACACGAUGUAAAAUUUGUGGCACCCAGCCGGCAGCGAGCAAUUGGGAGCAAAGUCUAACGGGAGCGGCGGAUAUCGCUGACGGUGCCGAAGCCGUUUCACAAAUAUUGGUGAUAUAUCCGCUUGCAUCGUUUGUCACUGAAGAUAUGCUCGCGAAAGAUCUCAAGAUCCUCGAAAAGUCGGAAGAACCAAAGAGUUCAGCAAACGGACCGACGAAGUUGAAGUCAACUGCACCAGGAGCCGACGUCUCUCGGUAUGGAGCCAAGCCCGACUCAUUACACCGCGUGUUUCUCAUGCGCGAGGUGACCUCGGGAGAGAGCUUUAAAUAUGGCUUUGCAGAAUUCUGGACACUUGGAGAUGCGGCUGCUGCAGUCACCAAAUUCCGCAUGUCCAGAUCGUUUACCAUUGCGGGUUGCGCUGUUACAGUCGCUCCGACGCACAUGGGUGUGUUUCUACCGGAGGAACGCGAAAUCACUCCAAACAUCGAACACAUGUCGUUCAACCCGCUGUUCAACCCGUCUCUUCGAGUGAGAUACCGGGAUCUCCACGUCUUUCCCAGCCAGUUGGUAGUCACAUCUAAACCGCCUGCCGACGUUAAUCGAAACGCCGCCAAAUCUGCCGAGGAUGACCAAGGUGACAAGAAGCAGAAGAAGCGUAAAGCAGAGGGUAGUCUGGCCGCAUCCACAGUCAAAAAAUCCGUUCCUAUGGCUGGCCAAAUGGCCGUCUGGCAGCGGAAGCACGACGAGCUUCGGGGUGUUGAGGAAGGCGACGGCUCAAACGGUCAGUCUGACUCGAUGCAAAAAUCAGCUCCGAUCAAGAUUUCUCUAUCAAAUUCUACGAAAUUAGGAGCCCCCUCCGGCUCCCUCGCAUCCGCAAGACAACCUUCUCCCAGCGAGAAGUCACCAGUCAGAGACGCUGCAGCAUCAUCACCAUCCGCAAACUCACCGCAUACCCAACCCGAAAACAACCCCGCCAAAGAAGAGACGUACACGGACAAAGAAAGACUCAUGUGUCUCAUCUGCAUGCGUAAAUACAAAUCCAUCGACGAAGUCAACAUCCACGAAAAGUCGCGCAACCACAAAACCGCCAUGGAAGACGACGAAAAGGUCAAGGCGGCGCUGCCACGGCUCGCAGCACGAGACAAACGACUUCAGAAAGGCGAGUCCCAAACAUCUCAGUAUCGCGACAGAGCCAAGGAGCGUCGCGACAUUUACAACCAGCCCAACAGACCGUCCCCUCAGGCAAGCAAGCCGAAACCUGAAUCGAAGAAGCCCACGGAGGAAGCAAAACCCGCUGCCAAAGCUGCGUCCAAGGGAGCCGGCAUGCUUGCCAAGAUGGGCUGGACAACGGGUGUGGGAUUAGGCGCCAACAGUGAUGGACGUACAGAGGCUAUCGCCACGAAUGCGUACCAGGAAGGCGUGGGGUUGGGUGCAGAUGGGGGUAAUUUGGGUGAUGCGGCGGAGCUGGCGGAGAGGAAGACAACUGGGUCUUACUCGGAUUAUUUGAGCUCUGUGCAGGAUAAGGCGAGGGAGCGGUAUAACCAGAUGAAUUGA